Molecule: messenger RNA, 871 nt
Organism: Darwinula stevensoni
Lineage: Eukaryota; Metazoa; Arthropoda; Ostracoda; Podocopida; Darwinulidae
Source: the annotation of a GenBank genome assembly
UAUGUUAUUGUUGCAGGGCAAAGUGACUGUGAGGGGAUCGGUGGGCAGUGCCUCAAUUGGCAGAAUUAUUUAUGUACGGCUGGAUACGAGACGGGGUUGUGCCCUGGGGAUUCCAAUGUCAGAUGCUGCCUCCCCUGCAACCAGGCCUGUAUGGAUCAGGAAGCAGAUUGGUCGUCUGGAGAUGGAGAGUGCGUGGCGGAAGGCGGGCGGUGCAUGAUGGAUUCCAAUUAUUGUGCAUACACCUGGCAGUCGGGGAAAUGCGGUGGACCAGCGGAUCGGAAAUGCUGCGUGCAGGGGGAUUGCCCUCGGAUCGUGAGCAGGGAGGAAUGGGGAGCUCGGCCACCGAACGGAGAGACCUUCAUGGAAACACCCGUCUCUUUCGUCAUCAUCCAUCACACGGAAGGACCGCAUUGCUACUCGCAAGCUGAUUGCAUCCCCAUCGUCCGGUCCAUCCAGAACUAUCACAUGGACAGCAACGGAUGGAACGACAUCGGUUUCUUCUAUGCUAGCUUCCUGGUGGGUGAGGACGGAAACGGAUACGAGGGAAGGGGCUGGGACAAAGUCGGUGCUCAUACCCCGGGUUUCAACGAUAGAGGAAUCGCCAUCUCCGUCAUCGGAUCCUUCAUGAGCAGUCUACCGAACAACGCGGCGUUGAACACCGUGCAAGGAAUCAUCGACUGCGGCAUCUCUUUGGGUUACAUCCGGUCCAAUUACGAGUUGCUCGGUCAUCGCCAGGCCUCUUCCACGGACUGCCCUGGGGAUGCUCUAUAUGAGGAAAUCACCACCUGGGAUCACUGGACCUCCAAUCCAUGAAGUACUGUCGUGGAGGGGAAUAUCCGUUUUCUCACAAUAAAGCAUAAACGUUGACAGG